Messenger RNA from Otolemur garnettii (small-eared galago), 1696 nucleotides. It is a transcript of the gene RBM42, whose product is annotated as RNA binding motif protein 42. The record is from RefSeq and is a predicted model, not a curated record. NCBI's taxonomy places the organism in Eukaryota, Metazoa, Chordata, Mammalia, Primates, Galagidae. The transcript is spliced from 10 exons. The coding region runs from base 134 to 1567 and encodes 477 amino acids. Gene Ontology annotation, molecular function: mRNA binding.
CCCGCGCCUGUCGCUUUUGCCAUACGUCAUUGGCGGGCGCCCACCUUGACGAAGCCAGAGAGUAGACAGCGGUAGAGUCGGCGGUGGCAGCUGAGCUGAGGCUAUAGUAGUGGCAAUAGCGACGGCGGCAGCGAUGGCCGGGGCGGGGCCGGCCCCGGGACUCCCGGGUGCAGGAGGACCGGUGAUCCCGGGCCCUGGUGCCGGCAUCCCGGGCAAGAGUGGCGAGGAACGCUUGAAGGAAAUGGAGGCGGAGAUGGCCCUGUUUGAACAGGAAGUUCUGGGGGCUCCAAUAACUGGAAUCCCAACUGCUGUGCCUACGGUGCCCACGGUCCCUACGGUCGAAGCGAUGCAGGUCCCAGCCGCUCCUGUGAUCCGUCCUAUUAUCGCGACCAACACAUACCAGCAGGUCCAGCAGACUCUGGAGGCCCGGGCAGCUGCUGCAGCCACAGUAGUUCCUCCCAUGGUGGGUGGCCCUCCUUUUGUGGGCCCUGUUGGCUUUGGCCCCAGUGAUCGGAGCCACUUGGACAGUCCAGAAGCUCGAGAAGCCAUGUUCCUGCGGCGAGCAGCCGUGGACCCCCAGAGGGCUCCUAUGCUGCGUCCAGCCUUCAUCCCCCAUGUGCUACAGAGAGCAGAUUCUGCUCUCUCUUCUGCAGCAGGCGGCCCCCGCCCUAUGGCCCUGCGGCCCCCUCACCAGGCCCUUGUGGGCCCCCCUCUGCCUGGACCCCCUGGACCACCCAUGAUGCUGCCACCAAUGGCUCGGGCCCCAGGGCCCCCCCUGGGCUCCAUGGCUGCUCUGAGACCUCCUUUGGAAGAGCCAGCAGCACCCCGAGAUCUGGGCCUGGGCCUAGGGUUGGGCCUGAAAGAGAAGGAAGAGGCAGUGGUGGCAGCGGCGGCUGGACUGGAGGAGGCUAGUGCAGCAGUGGCUGUGGGCGCAGGAGGGACCCCAGCAGGCCCUGCAGUCAUUGGGCCCAGCCUGCCACUGGCCUUGGCCAUGCCAUUGCCUGAGCCUGAGCCCCUGCCCCUCCCAUUGGAGGUAGUUCGGGGCCUACUGCCCCCACUGCGCAUUCCUGAGCUCCUGUCUCUGCGUCCACGGCCUCGGCCCCCUCGGCCUGAGCCACCCCCUGGCCUCAUGGCUCUUGAGGUGCCAGAGCCCCUGGGAGAAGACAAGAAGAAGGGGAAGCCAGAGAAGUUGAAACGCUGUAUUCGCACUGCAGCCGGAAGCAGCUGGGAGGACCCCAGUCUGCUGGAAUGGGAUGCUGAUGACUUCCGGAUUUUCUGUGGGGAUCUGGGCAAUGAAGUGAAUGAUGACAUCUUGGCACGCGCCUUCAGCCGCUUUCCAUCCUUCCUUAAGGCUAAGGUGAUCCGUGACAAGCGCACGGGCAAGACCAAGGGUUAUGGUUUUGUCAGCUUCAAGGACCCCAGUGACUACGUACGUGCCAUGCGUGAGAUGAAUGGGAAGUAUGUGGGCUCGCGCCCCAUCAAGCUUCGCAAGAGCAUGUGGAAGGACCGGAACCUGGACGUGGUCCGCAAGAAGCAGAAGGAAAAGAAGAAGCUGGGCCUGAGAUAGGGUCUGUGGCUGGGCAGCCACUCCCAUCCGGCCGGGUGCUGGCUCCUCUUCACAGUUUCUUUUGGAAAACCCCCAACUAUCCUCCCACCUGCCUCAAAACCAGUUUCAAUAAAUUUAUGUUCAUUUCCA